GAGACUGGUAAGCUACAAUACAUUUAUUUUUUGUUGGGUGUAGAUAUACUCAGGAACAAACAUACUGCUGUGCUGCUACAUCUUCUUGCCCUGCUGCAAUAGGCAUUGACCCAAACAUUUCUCAUGCUUAUCUUUAAUAAAUGUGCACAUUGGAUUUUAUAUAAUAUAAUUCUGUUUUUCUUGUAGCUCAACCACAGUAUUCCGCAGUCAUGCUGAAACAACUAAAAAUAUGCACUAUAUUUUUUAUAGUGGUGGUUAUAGCCUAUGUUAGCAGGACCUCUUUUAAAUCUAAAAUUGGUCUAAUUUCGGAUCUCCUCCUUUCCAAGUACUUUGCAAUCUCGAACAGCACCAAUUCGUUUGGUGCUUCCAACAUUCUAAGAGAAGGAAAUGGAAUCUUAUUUAUGGAGACCACGGACAAAAUGAAUCCACCAUCCCUGGUACUUUGUGCCAUUGAAUCAGCCGCACGAGUCUACCCUGACCGACCGGUGGUCUUCUUCAUGAAAGGACUGGAGAAUAUUACCAGCGAGGAAGACAAAAAGAGAGCAAAACAACAAUUUCCAACCCUGUCGUCUUAUAGCAAUGUGUAUCUCUUCCCUCUGAGAAUGGAUCAGUUAUUUAAUAACACACCACUUAAGCCGUGGUUUGAUAAGGUAAACCCUGAAAAAGAAGUCUACUGGACCCAUGUGAGCUCAGAUGCCUGUAGGAUUGCCCUAAUGUGGAAAUACGGUGGAAUUUACAUGGAUACUGAUGUCAUCUCACUUCGUCCAAUACCCCAGGACCAUUUUAUAGCAGCCCAGGAAGCCACAAUUAUUAGCAAUGGUGUUUUUGGCCUUUCCUCACAUUACCAGUUGACAUGGCAGUUUAUGGAGAACUUUGUUGAGAACUACAGGGGAGAAAUAUGGGGACACCAAGGACCAGGGGUUUUCACUCGUGUGGUGAAGAAAUUGUGGGGCAUGCCCGUAUUUAACUCUACGGAUGAUGUCAUGUGUGGAAACAUCAGUUAUUUUCAUCCUCAACGUUUCUACCCCAUCCAUUAUCCAUCAUGGAGAAGGUAUUUUGACGUCUGGGAGAAUUUGCCAACUUUUAAUGACUCCUAUGCCUUACAUCUUUGGAAUUUCAUGAAUAAAGAAGGUAAAUCUAUGGUACCUGGAAGCAACACGUUGGUGGAACACCUCUACCAGAAACAAUGCCCUACCACCUAUGAAUAUAUCUUGAGAAAUAAAUGAACUCACCUGUAACAAAUAUGUUGAGCUUAUAAAACAGAUUUUUUUGAAAGAUCGGCCUAUACCGACAUACACUCUAAGGCAGGGGUGGGCAAUUAUUUUUUCGAUGGGGCCACAUGAGAAACUAAAAAUAUUUUGGA
Rana temporaria (common frog) is the source of this 1363-nucleotide messenger RNA. RefSeq names its product alpha-1,4-N-acetylglucosaminyltransferase-like. The transcript has 2 exons. Lineage: Eukaryota; Metazoa; Chordata; Amphibia; Anura; Ranidae. The coding region runs from base 210 to 1226 and encodes 338 amino acids. Gene Ontology annotation, molecular function: acetylglucosaminyltransferase activity. Gene Ontology annotation, biological process: protein O-linked glycosylation. The record is from RefSeq and is a predicted model, not a curated record.